This is a messenger RNA of Suillus paluster, 648 nucleotides long. RefSeq lists its product as uncharacterized. The coding region runs from base 1 to 648 and encodes 215 amino acids. The transcript has 5 exons. The record is from RefSeq and is a predicted model, not a curated record. NCBI's taxonomy places the organism in Eukaryota, Fungi, Basidiomycota, Agaricomycetes, Boletales, Suillaceae.
AUGUUAAACUUGGACGAGCCUCCUCCGGUGACUGAGCAGUUGACAGUCAAGAAAGCAUUGAGAGUCGUCGGCAUUGGUCUCUAUGUCAUCGCUCAUAUCAUCAAUGGUCUCUGCAUUGCGGUCGUCUUCAUCCAUCUUGGCUCGACUGUUCCAACAUUGAAGCCAUAUGCUGGCUAUGUUGCUUUCUACACUCUCGGGGCAAGGUCGAUUUUUUUCGUAGUCGUGUUCUUUGUUGGGUGCUAUUGGUGCAUUCUUCGACUGGUAGCACCGAAGCAAGCCGGAAGCAACAUCUCUGACUGGAGUUUGAAAAUGCAAGCAAGCAUGAAUCCAAGCGACGGAAAAAUAGGCAGGGCGAGAAGAAUAUUUUCUGUUGCGACUUACAGUUUUGCUGCCGUGGGCGCACUUAAUACCUACAACGGAUCGAGUAUUGUCUUCCGCUCAUGGAAAGCACCCGAGUUCAGCGCGUACCAGUUUGUGGCUGGUCUUGUGCUCCUCGGUGCAGCUGCUUGGUUAAUCCACAUUGCCUACGCAGGAAGGCUACCAACGAACAAGGGCGAGAACAUUACCUUGGGCAACAAUGACAGUCAGCCUGAAUCGGAUGAGGUUACUCCAGGUGAAUAUAAGGAAGAUGACACCACGGCACAAUGA